Molecule: messenger RNA, 5307 nt
Organism: Bacillus rossius redtenbacheri
Lineage: Eukaryota; Metazoa; Arthropoda; Insecta; Phasmatodea; Bacillidae
Product: aquaporin AQPAn.G-like
Exons: 6
Coding region: 100-858 (252 amino acids)
Biological process (GO): transmembrane transport
Cellular component (GO): plasma membrane
Molecular function (GO): channel activity
Source: RefSeq, a predicted model, not a curated record
ACUCGCGUCCCGCGCCGCGCUCUCGUGUCAGUUCCGCCCGCGACCGCCGCGCCGCGCCACCGUCGCUCCACGCUCCCGUCCCGACACACUUCUCGCGCCAUGGGCAAGGCUGUAGAGGCCAAGGCCAUGCUGGGCCUGCAGGACAUCACGGACAACAGGAACAUCUGGCGCAUGCUGGUGGCCGAGUUCCUGGGCACCCUGCUGCUGGUGCUGGUGGGCUGCGGCAGCACCACGGCGCACUGGAGCGAGGGCUACUCGCCCAGCGUGGUGCAGAUCGCGCUCGCCUUCGGCCUCGCCGUCGCCACCAUAGUCCAGGCGGUGGGCCACGUGAGCGGAGGCCACGUGAACCCGGCCGUGACCUGCGGUCUGCUGGUGUCGGGCCACAUCAGUCUGCUGAAGGCCGUCUUCUACGUGGCCGUGCAGUGCAUCGGUGCCGUGGCGGGCGCCGCUCUGCUCAAGGCUGUCACCCCCGAGGAGACGGUGGGCUCGCUCGGCAUGACGACCAUCAGCCCGUACAUGUCGCCACUGCAGGGGCUGGUUGUGGAGGCUGCCAUCACCUUCGUGCUGGUGCUGGUGGUGCACGGCGUGUGUGAUGACAAGCGUGGCGACCUCAAGGGCUCAGCGCCGCUCGCCAUCGGGCUCUCGAUCUCCACCUGCCACCUUGCUGCUAUCCAGUACACGGGCUCCAGCAUGAACCCCGCCAGGACCUUCGGUCCGGCCGUCAUGACGGGCGCGUGGACCAACCACUGGGUGUACUGGGCCGGCCCCAUCGCGGGAGGCGUGCUGGCCGGGCUGACCUACAGGCUGCUCUUCCAGGCGAGCAAGGGCGACGACGAGGCCAGCUCGUACGACUUCUGAGCCCCCGCCAUGUUGUCCGGCUGCCAGCCCUUGCAGCGAGUGCUACUAGGAACUGGAUCCGUCCUCGUGAGGAACGUAGCAGUAAAUGUUCAUAGUCUCACGAUAGUCGUAGUCCACCUGAACCGGCAUGUGGGAAGAACUGUGCGGAGACUUGCUUCAAGAAGGACUCCGCUGCACUCGACCUUGUGUGUUAACCUUCCGUCCGCAGCGCUGAGACAGCCCUCGUGCAGAGAGGCUGGUUGACACGCGUGCUAGUUUGUUUAGUCAGAGAGACAUGUCGCUCAUCUGCCACAACUACUUGUCACCAAGUUUCAUCUUUAAGAAUACAAAUCCAUCUUCAGCCCACGAGAUAUUUCACUACAAUCUUCACAAGUCAAACCAUCACUACCAAUUUUUACAUUGUCAAUACUUUAUUUUCCAUUUAACCAAUACUUGUAGUUGUUUUCUUUGUACGUGUGGAUGCCUGAUUCUUUAGAGAGUAUUUGGGUUUCCUGUGCAAGCUCACUUCACUAGGCAUGUACGUGGCCUUGUCCCUUGCGAAGAGAGACCCUGACCAGUACAAUCGUCCCUAGCCUUGCUGGGCCACUUGCCGCGUGCCUCUAAGGAAUGAGCGCAAGUGCAGGCUGUAGCGAGGUUAUAACAGCAGUGGGCAGUGCACCAGCUAGAGCUCCUGCUAUAACUGGCAUCCACCAGAUUGUACACACAGAUCCACCCAUGUGCCACUCCCUCAACAGGGUGCAAUAGGACCGAUCGCUCACUGCACCCUCGAUUAGCCACAAAUACCACAGAAAAAGAGGCUUAUAACUGCAAUGAACUUCAUUCAGAUCAUGGAAGGUUUCAAGGUGGUCUAUAAAAAAAGGUUUAUUGAAGAAUUAAAAAUACCAUGUAAGUACAAACUUUAUCUGCCAAAUCAUUCUCUCUCUAGGAUGUUUUAAGAUACACAUCUCUGCAAAUAGUUUUGAAAUAUAAGUAGUUAGUGAUUGUAUUGUUAAACUUAUUAGGUAGUAUGACGGCAUUUUAUAAACAAUUUUAUAUAGCAAGCCUACCAGAAGCUUUAUUAGAUACAGUAACUCAUUAUUUCUUACAUUAGAAGAUAUUGAAGCCAAAAUAUAUGUGAAGUGGUUUAAGGAGUAAUUUUAUUGAGCAAGUGUGUUUGCGACUAAGAAAGAGUAGGUAAUAUUGAACUCAUUAUUACUUUUAACUUAACCAAUACCUAGUUUUAAAUAUUGUUAUUCAACUUGAACAGCAGGCCAUUUUAAUGUUCACACCAUGGCAGUCCACAAACAGUUGAUAUUCAACCUUCAAUAUAAGAAAAAAAAUUUUUUUAACAUUGGCAACAAAUUCUUCAAGCUCUUUUACUGUAUAAGUGAAGGCAGUAAUAAAAAUAUUAGCACACAUAUAUCAACAAUCUGAAAAAAAAAAUUACACUAAAAGGAAAUGCAUAAAUAAUUACACGUAGGUACCUACAUAAUGGCUGAAACUAAUAAAAAAAGUAGCCAGUCAUGGGAACUGUCAACAGAAGUGAAAACGUAAAACUUUGUUUUUAAAUGUGUAAUAUGACAUCAUUUCUACCAAAUGUACGUAAGAAAAUGAUUUUGGUAUUAUAUCAGUACGAUGUCAACAUGAUAUAAUUUAUCCUUCAUCAUUUUUUAGUCACAACAGAUGUCAGUGGUAUGUAAAAAUUCAUUACCUAGCUAUGACUUACCAGUGAUGUUAGACCUAGGUCAUGUAUUCACGUAGUCAAAUUAACUUAACUUACUGCUACUACAGCAUGUCGGUGACACGAACCCAUAAGUUUUGCCGCUACCACAAAUCGCUCAACGCGGCUAAAGAAGUUUUCACUUCAAAAAGUAAUGCAAAACCUUGCACAUAUGUUUGAACACAUGAUAGACCAGCACUCACAGAAAGCUGUGGAACAGCUGCACUGUGGCCGCUCCACUGAGCUCAGGACAGCAACAAGCGAGCAUAGGCCAGGACGGGCGGAAUUUUUCUUUUAUAUAUAUAUUAUGUGGCCUACAGCUUUCGCCAACAGCCAGAGGGUCAUUAUAUUCAGUGUGAAUUCAAAUUUCAACUCGUUAUCCAAUAUCAGAAUAUUUAUGGCACACCCAUGCCUUACCCGGGACUCGAACCCAGGACCCCUAGCACCGUAAGCCGGUGUGCAUCCGACUACGCUACGGAGAUCGGCGGACGGGCAGAAGUGUGUGUGUGCAGGUCGCAGCCCUCUGACCUCUCUCAUGGCAGUUCUCAUGUUCAGUCACGUGCCAUUUUCUGUAGAAGGUUCCCUACCAGGUGGAAAUUUAAUUUGGUCAGACAAUCUUUGGUUGGUGUUCUAUUGAUGACAUGUCAGCUUGAGCUGUGAUUCAAUUCAAAACCGAAUUACGUAAUAACACAAAAUAUUCAUUUCACAAAGUACUAGGUAAUCACCACAAAAAGUGAACUCCGCAACAGAAGCUGCGAGUGCAGUAUCGUAGGACCCCACAGCUGCUUGUACACAGGCUGAAACAAGCAGUUCUGGUGGAAUCCUUAUCGAAGCCCUUGAGUAGGGCUUUACUCUCGGCUACACCUAAGUUCCUAGUAAACACCUUUUAACUGCUGGCCACAAGCAAAUGCAAAAACAUAUUUUAUUAUUUUUCUCUUGCAUCCCCCGUGCUUCUACAAGAAAUCUCUGCUACUUUCAAGCAGCAAGAAUGCCAAACUGCCUGAAUUACAGUCUUUAUUAGAAUCAUUUAUAACGGCUGGGUUUACUUCCUUGCUUGUAGCAAUGUUCUCUUAAUCUAUCACACAUAUUACAUAUCUUAUAAUGAUUAGUGUAAUGUCAGGAACAAUACCACAUUGUAGGCAAAUUAGUAGCACGCUAAAUAAACAUUGAUUUACAAUAUCACAAGUAACCGUAUGUGAGAUAAAAAUACUCCCAGAAACUUCCGUCAUAUAAAGUAACUAAGAGUUUAAACUAUGAUAAAUAUAGUUUCUUACAUUUCCUUUAAAUUAUGUUUAUAAAAAUAAAAUAAAUACAAUACAAAUUAAGUGUCCAUAUAGUAUAACCUUAAAUUUACAUUCUCCUCACUUACACUGGUAUUUUUGUUUCCUGACAUUCCGGUUACUUACACAAGAAACUGUGCUUCUUCUUCUUCUUGCUGUUAGUUCUUUUUUAUGGUGCUAACUAAGAGCUGAAAGGGAGACACUUUGUUUACAAUUUAUGUACUAUUAACUAUUACAUGUAUCCAUGAUGUACCGAAACAACAGUUUUACUUAAGACCAUUCUUUCAUAAUGUAGCACUGCAGUUACACUAAUUUACUUUUCCUGCAUGCAUUUUUUCAUGUCGAGUACAGAUCUAAAGAGGUACACUUUUUUUAUAUGCCUUACGUAUGGCAGUGAUAAUUAAACACUUUGAAUGUGGAUUUAAAUAUCAUAAACAUAAAAUCCACUCCCAAAUCAUUAAAUUAAUUUUUUAAGUUCAUUUCCAUUUUAUUUAUUUUCAAAGAUUCUGAUUAAAAAUUAAAACAACAAAAAAAACAACAGAGAAACUUCAAAAAGACAAUACUAUAGUGUUUCCCUUCAUUUGCACUUACCUGGUUGCCGAAAUUGUAUUCUAAGUCAAAAAAUAAUAAUUUUCUGUCUCACAAAAAAAAUUUUCAUGUACCUGCACUCUGGAUUAUCAACUGUCUUUACAUGGAAGGAGCGUAUAUAAAUCCUUCACUACUAGACAAUGGCUGUUUUAGUUGCUUACUAUAUAUUUCCUCAAUAAAUUGUGAACCGAAAGAAAAAAAUUAUAAUAAUAAUAAUUAGCACCCCUAUCACGAACAAUAUGUAUUGUAUUUCUAUUCUAUUCAUUCUUCAUUAAUAUUUCACAAGAGCAUAGUCAACAGCUUAGAUCUUGCAUUUCAUAUUCAUCCCUGCCACCCUGCAUUGACUGUCUGCUGUAUAACUGCCAACCAAUGAGAAGCCUAGCUCCUUACCUACCAGGUAUGUUACUAGUAGUUGACUCCCUUCUCCUGCUCACUAUAAAAAUGUUUUCAGAGACUUUUUAUGCUAGGAUUCGGUGUUAUUCAUUUAUAAAAACCACUUUAUUCAUUUGUACUUAAAGCACCAUAUCACAAAAAUGUACUCAUAUAUAUGAAAAAUAUGUCUUUAUCAAAAGUGAUGACAGUUAUACAAUGUAUAGUUUUUAAAUAUUUUGCACAUAUAAUAAUGUACAUACUGUACCUUUGAGUAUUAUUACCUAGGUUUUCUUGGUGUUUUAGUAUAGUCUUAUACAACUAGUACACUUAUUUAUUUCAUAGAUAUUUAUUGUUGGAAAAAUAUGUAUUAUCUUCUUGAAAAUGUUUUUAUGAAAGAUUUUAAACAAGUGUUUGAAAAAACUACUAUCUAAAUGUAUCUUUGUAAAUAGUUAUUUCUAGAUAUUGCUAGAGUUCCCUGUGAUUUUAAAGAAAUAAAAUCUUAUAAAAUUA